CAGUAAUGUUUCUUAAUGACUCGAAAUAGCCAAGUUCAUGGAGGUCGGGGAAAGUUGAAUAUUUGACAAGCAGCAGAAGUGUAAAAGUUGUCACGCCAAGGACAGUGCAAGCAGAAAAAUGUUAUCAGCAUACCAUAACCGUUUUAAUAGCUCCAAACGAAAAGCAAAGUUUCAAGAACCCAUCGUAUCCACAUCAAACCGCUGAAGAUAAAUACCCUAUACAGGCGACAGAUGUCGAUAUGGACUGUCCAAGCAUGCAAAUGGUCGUAAGCGCCCCGUCGAUGUUUUCCCGUCGUGGUGAAGCAAGUGUACCAUCAGGUGCUUCAUAUCGCUUUGGAAAUGCCAGUUCGUCUGCUGUUGAUGCAUCAUUUACACAAAGAUCAAGUCAGUCAAGAGAUUCGGUUGCUUUUAUUCCAGCUGUACCUAGAUACGUAGAUUAUAUGACGUAUGAAAAAAGACUAUCUACAUAUCAAACAACAAAAUGGCAGGUGAAUGAAAAACCAGACAGAGGAAUACUUGCAGAUCUGGGAUUUUUCUUUACAGAACGGGACGAUUUAGUGAGAUGCUAUAUGUGCGGCAUUGGUCUAAAAGACUGGGUGAAGAAUGACGACGUACUUCAGGAGCACGUAAAACAUUCGCCGAAGUGUCACUUUUUAUUGCAACACAUUGGCAAAAAUGAAGUUGAUCGUAUUCAGAGAGAUUCUUUGACAGCUGGUUCAUCUAUUUCCACUGGUUCCCAGCUUCCUUAUAAGAUACGAUCUCCGCAGUAUCAAACAAUGGAAGCAAGGCUGGCAACUUUCAAAUCCUUUCCCAGCAACAUUAGAAUCCCGCACCAUGAGCUAGCAGUCGCUGGGCUAUACUUUACAGGCCAAGGAGAUUUAUGCAGGUGUUUUACAUGUGACGGCGGACUCAAGGACUGGAGUACAGGAGAUGAUCCCUGCAGAGAACAUGCAACAUAUUUUCCCAAUUGUGACUAUAUUAAUCAACUGAAAGGACGGGGCUAUGUUAGAACACUGCAACUAAGACGACAUAAUAACCAACCUCAGGGUACACAAGGUGACACUCCUCAGACAAUACAAGAACCGGAAACCUCCACGUUACUACAAGUGGACAAACUUGAUAUUUCUAGCAACGACGAUUCUAGAAAAGUAAGUCAGGUUACAGGGAUGGGCUAUACAGAACGUGACGUGGAAACAGCGAAAGCAGAAUUGAAGAGAAAUGGUCACACAAAUCCCAGCGUAGAAGCAAUUGUGAACAUGAUACUUGAUAUGCAACACCAAGCAAAAGAUACCGCUAAUUCAGCGGAAAGUGAACCAGAAGAUUUGCAAGCCAUUGCUGAAGAAAAUGAGCGACUCUCCCAGAUGGUCCAGUGUAUGUUGUGUAUUGAGGAGGAGCCGGAUAUACUAUUUUUGCCAUGUGCACAUCACCGAAUUUGCCAUAAAUGCUCUGAAAGCAUAACUCGUUGUCCAGUUUGUAACAAUUACAUUAAGGAAAAGGUCAGGACGUACCGGGCAUAGCGUGGGGGCAAUGUAACAAACAAGUAAUAUUUCACGUAGUGUUACGUAUCAGAUAAAACACGUUUGAAACUAUUUAUAGAUAUGUAGGUAAAAACGCACACGUCGGUUACUUGUAUGUUGACAAACCUUAAAUAUACAGGUGCAUUUCAAUACAUUUCAUGUCAUAUUAGUAUUAAGUUAUAACAAAGUUAUUAGUUAUUUGUCUAAUGAAUUUACUAGUAGACGGAUUUACAACGCAUAUUAAACCUGUCAGAUCUAAAAACCUACACGCCCUUUUAAUUUUUUCGCAAAUGCCACAGAGUAUUGAACUUUCAUAUUAAUAGCAUCUAUAGUAAAUGCUGUACCUUUCAGUUAGUUAGCCAUAUAGGUAAAUAAGGAUGUACAGAUAUGAUCUAAAAUGCAAUUUGGAGGAAAUGCUAAAAAUAUAGGAACCUGUCGGCACUGCCACUUUGAUUAAGUAAACUAAACUGAUGUUUUAACAACAGAAGGACUGCUGAAUAUUCUAGUAAAAUUAAAAAACAUUAAUACUUGAUAAAACAGAAGAAAUGUUUGAAUGCCUUUUGCUUUAAAAGUACACGAUAUAAUCAUAUAAUUUGGUUAAGCUUUUUAUAUGUUCUCUUCAAGUACUUUCUUAAUAUGUUUUAGAUGAUAACUCAAACUUUGUCCAUAUGGUGGUAAUACCAUUUUGCAAUAUGGUUUGACAUGUUAGUGUACACUUGUAUUACCCUUUAACAUUCUUUUUAAAUCUGUAGAAGUGUAUAACUGUGAAAAUUAACAUCGACUGUUCAUAUUUUUACAAAAAAGUAACACUACAUUUUCACAAAGAUAUUAUACUCUCUUGGCAAUUAUAAUAUCAUAGAUAGUUUUCAAACCUGUUUGUCAGAUAACGAAACAGACGUGGUGCGUGAAACGUCACUUGUUUGUUACAUGAGCCCCCAGUGAGCCAGUCCGCGAGUUGUUGUGAGGCCGCCCUGGCGUUUCGAGUCAAGCACAUGUGACGUUGUGUUUGCUUUUCGUAUUUCUAGAAACGUAAUGAAAAAAUAUGAAGGUCAUAUAAGUUGAUAUUGGCUUUUCCAGGCAGGAUUACGUGAACUAUUGACUGAUUUAUUUGGAUAAGUGUUGUGUAUUGUUCUGUGGUUUUAAAAGCAACGGUUAUAUGUAAAAGUUGUUGCUUUUAAAGCCAAAUGCAUGUUAGUUCAGGUUUACUGUUCUCCCUUAGAUAAUGUUAAGGUAAUAGAUUUGAAUAUAAUCGAGGUCAGAUAAUUAUGUCGAUAUGUUUUUCUAUGAAGUAAAAUUCAUGAGAGACAGGUUUAUUAUAUAUGGCAUUGUUUUUUCUACCCGAAAUCAUGUGUACUCUUAUUGUUCAUCUAGCUAGUGGUUGCUUGUUAUCAUGGUCGUAUUUCAAACAAAAUUCUCUUGUGAGGUGUUUGAUAGUCCAAGUGUUUUACGUUAUGACUGUAUUUCAAGCAGAAAUCAUAGUUGUUCUACCUGCAUUCCAAGCAGUUAUGCUCAUAUACACUUUCUGAACAAUGUUUUAUGAUUUGUGUGUUUGCUUCUAGAAAAGACGUCAAAUACGUAAACAGUUGUAAACUGAACUGGUGUCAUGAAAUGCAAAUAAAGUCAUUUGUAUCAGUUAGCAACGGAUCGGAAUUUCUCUCCAGGUGAAGAUCGUAUGUGGUUGUUUAAAAUAAAUAAACUUAAUGUAUUCUUUGGCGUUAGGUUUUUGGCCUAUACGAUAUUGUUUGUGCCGACAUAUUUUCAUUUCACUUCUAAUUAAGAUUAUAUAUGGUUAUGUUCACUUCUAGUCAUUUUGAAAACGGCAUUCAAAAUUUAUAAUUCGCAAGUCACGGUGAUGUAGGGGCACUAAUACUCCUUUUCUGGCCAGGUUUUUGUGAGAUUUUAUUUGCUUUUUAACGUUUUUCCAGCCAAGAUUUUUCUAGCCACAACCAUAUCAGGUAUUGUUAGCAUAUCGAUCUAAUGCCUUAUCAGGUCAUAUUUGGUAUUCCUGCCACGACAAUGUCAGGUCUUGUUUACAUAUCCAUCCAAUGUCGAAUUAGGUCAUAUUGGUUUUUCUAGCCAUGGCCAUGCCAGGUUUUCUUUUCCUAUUGAUUCCAAAGUCUUGUUUUUCUAGCUAUGGUCAUGUCAGGUAUUCUUUGAAUAUCGAUCUAAUGUCAUAUCAGGUCAAGUUUGCAUUUGUGACAGGUCCUGUGUGCUUAUCCAGCCAAUAUCAUUUCAGGUCGUGUUUGUUUUCUAGCCAUGGCUAUUUCAGGUUUCGUUUGCAUAUCUAUCCAAUGUCAUAUCCAGACAAGUUUAUUUUUCUAGCUAUACCCAUGUUAGGUCUUGCUUGUAUCUUAAUGCAAUGUCAUCUCAGGUCAUUUUUGAUUUCCUAAUCUUACUCAUGUCAGGCGUUGUUUUUCUUUUAACUCCAAUGUCAUAUCAGGCAAUGUUUAUUUUUCAAGCCAUGACUAUGUCAGCGUUUCCUUGCAUAUCCAUUCAAUAUCUUAUUAAGUCAUGUUUGUUUUUUCUAGCCAUACCCUUGUCAAGUCUUGUUUUCUUCAUAUCAGGCGUGCUUGUUUUUUCCACCAUAAUUGUUUGCUGUAUUAAGCUUGUUGUUCGUGAAAGAUAGUAUAAAUGAAACGUCGCGGUUCUCACAACAAUCUUCGCGGACCGCUCAAGUUCUGGAAUGGAUCAAGGAUGGACUCGAUGUUGUGAUUUUUACGAUAAUCUUUGUGAACGGCUCAUAGUUCUGGAACGAUAGAGGAUAGAUAACAUUUUGCGAUUGUCACGCCAAUAUAAAGAUUGGAACGAAGACAGAAUGGAUAAAAUGUUGACUUUAAUGAACACCAGUUGUUCCCCAUAUUUUCAUAAAUGAAACAUAUAAGUGAUAAAAGUGAUUACAAUGAAAAACAAUUCUCACCAUGUUCAAAUUUUAUUUCGCGUACCUGUGGCUUGCUUGCUUUUCUUGUACAUAUAUAGCCUGUUAUGCUGUAGUUUCGAUCCCUUUAACACUUCAUUCUGCGCAUGAUGAAGUUAACAAAGACAUGUGCGAGGGUCAAAAUUAGGUCAAAGUAUAUUUUGGGCAUUCCUCCAAAGAUAUAAAUAGCUUAAAACACAAAGAAAUAUAAAAUAUAUAAAUUAUGCAUACAUAAAACCAACCAUGUCAUCGGACUGAAUCACUAAAAAGCUUUCUUGUUAA
Messenger RNA from Mercenaria mercenaria, 4713 nucleotides. Its product is annotated as baculoviral IAP repeat-containing protein 8-like. The record is from RefSeq and is a predicted model, not a curated record. Bases 240 to 1517 code for a protein of 425 amino acids. The transcript is spliced from 10 exons. NCBI's taxonomy places the organism in Eukaryota, Metazoa, Mollusca, Bivalvia, Venerida, Veneridae. Gene Ontology annotation, cellular component: cytoplasm; nucleus.